Drosophila suzukii is the source of this 4004-nucleotide messenger RNA. RefSeq names its product TWIK-related acid-sensitive K[+] channel 6 (gene Task6). The record is from RefSeq and is a predicted model, not a curated record. Gene Ontology annotation, molecular function: potassium ion leak channel activity; outward rectifier potassium channel activity. Gene Ontology annotation, biological process: potassium ion transmembrane transport; stabilization of membrane potential. Gene Ontology annotation, cellular component: plasma membrane. NCBI's taxonomy places the organism in Eukaryota, Metazoa, Arthropoda, Insecta, Diptera, Drosophilidae.
AAAAGUUUUAAAAUUUUUUCACCCGCGCCGCAGCAUCCGAGUGCCAUAAAACAAUAUUUAAUUAAAAUAAUUAGACUAGUUAGAAAUAUUGCUCUGUGGCGAGGAAACACUUGCAAAAUAGUUUACCUGGAAUAAUACAACUCACAACCCCAACAGCAGCCGACGAUUUUGUGCGCCGGAGCAAAGCUUCCGCAGCCGUCGAUUCGAGAGCAUUACGGAUGCGAAUCCGAGUGGCGACAGGACGAAAGUGCGGCCCCAACGGAGCCAAAUUACGGAAGGACACGGACACGAACUCGGGACUGCACAACUACAACCACUGCGCGAGAUGGCGCCCGUCACCCGCAGCCGGAGCAGCAGCCGUCGCAGAGUAAUCCUUGAGAGCAGCGCCGCCCGAUGAAGGAUUGCAGCAUGGAACGCACAUGCACAGGCACUGGCACAUGCACAUCCAAGCUCACUGGCAGCAUAAAUAACGCAAGGACAUGGACGGCGCAACGAACGCGACGAGGACAAAGGCCCACGGCCUGUGACAGAAAUAAACGCCACCACCACCACCUCCUCGCCGAGAGCUAACCGACUAAACGUGAACCCAGCACCAGCACUAGCACCCCCCUCCCCGAGUGAUAUUAUUUUUAAUGCAAUCAAAGUGCUAAGUGAGUUUGCCAAAAACAGAAAAUAGAAAGCAGCCGAAGAGACUGCAUAAAACUAGAACAGAAGUGCCGAGUGAAAGACCGUGUCGAGUCCUAGGUCCUAACCCAAUUUGGGAAGUUUGUCCUUUGAGAGCGCGUCGUUGAGCCCGGCAAGGACGAGCAGGAUUCAUAUGGACGACGGCAGGUGCGGCCCGGUUAGCCAGGUGAGCAGCCAGGAAAGGCCCUGCAAACUGUACCGCAAGCGGAGGCGACGCCACUGAACCAACGAUCCACCACCCAAUACUCGCCUAAAUGAAGAAUGAAGAAACAAAAUGUGCGCACGAUAUCCUUGAUCGUGUGUACAUUUACCUACUUGCUUGUCGGCGCCGCCGUCUUUGACGCCCUCGAAUCGGAAACGGAAAAGCGUCGUUGGGAGGCGCUGCAAGAUGCCGAGGACAUGAUAAUACGCAAAUACAAUAUCUCACAGGAGGACUUCAAAGUCAUGGAGACUGUGGUGCUCAAAUCGGAAUCGCACAAGGCCGGCCAGCAGUGGAAAUUCACCGGUGCAUUCUAUUAUGCAACCACGGUGCUAACCACCAUAGGCUACGGACACUCGACGCCCAGCACGGUGGGCGGGAAGCUCUUCACGAUGUGCUAUGCCAUCGUGGGGAUUCCCCUGGGCCUCGUUAUGUUCCAGAGCAUCGGAGAAAGAGUGAAUAGACUGAGCAGCUAUGUUAUCAAAGCGGUCCGCUCCUCGCUGCGCUGCAAAAGGACCGUCGCCUCGGAGGUGGACCUCAUAUGUGUUGUGACCACUCUCAGUUCGCUGACGAUAGCAGGCGGUGCUGCGGCCUUCUCGAAAUUCGAGGGCUGGAGCUACUUCGAUUCAGUAUAUUACUGUUUUAUUACUUUAACCACAAUAGGCUUUGGCGACAUGGUAGCCCUGCAGCGGGACAAUGCACUGAACAGGAAGCCCGAAUACGUGAUGUUCGCACUGAUAUUUAUACUAUUUGGCCUGGCCAUCGUGGCCGCCUCGCUGAACUUGUUAGUACUUAGGUUUGUUACAAUGAAUACCGAGGAUGAGCGACGCGACGAGGCCCAGGCCAUGCAGUUUAUGUCCAAGUCCAGUUUAUGGACCAACGAGGCGCUGCAAGUGGCUGUGAAGCUGGAGGGCGAUGUGAUAACAUCCAACGGAUCCAUUCUGAGCGGCUACGAGGGACACGAUGGCCAAUCUCUGAACGGAAGCAACGCCUCGUCCAUGUGCUCGUGCCACUGCAUGUGUCUCAAUGGGAACCGACAUAAAAAAAGUAACAACUUGGGAAAGAACAACGAUGCAGAAAAUCAAUACAAGUUGAGGCGAUCGCCCACACACAUCCGACACCUUCUGCCCGAGGUGGUGCCCAUGCAGGACCUGAACUACGACUACGACACCCAGAGCCUGCACACUUUGGCCGAUCGUGGGACCAUGGACAGCAGCUACAUGGGCGUGGAUAUGGUGGACAUGGGGGAUACGGCGAGCAUGGAGCUGCGACCGCACACCCUGCUGAAGCGCAAUGUCUCACUCCUAUCCAUUCGCAUCUAGGAUCUUUAGAUGCAUUGGUGGAGGAUUAGCGGGUUGCUGGAACAACGAAGUGGCGGCCCCAGCCCCCAGCCAAAAAACGACUUACAAAUCGAAAGUGAUAACAAGGCUCUAAUAGUACUUAAAUACUUAUAUAGAUUCGCAAAUGAAUGUAGGACACGACACGAUUGAUCCGACUUGGAUCCGUUUGGAUAAUGAUAUCGAGCAAUUUAUGUAGGCUCUGGCUCAGGCUCCCCGCGAUAUGCCAUGUGUGUGCAUUUACAAUGUGAACUAGUGCAUAAAUCUAUACAACAUGUAGUCGGCAUGAUAGAGACUAAACCUAUAUAUACAACACUUACAACUAGGGCACUAUACAAUUGAAUGUAAACCACUGCCAUUUCCGAGCGAUAGAACCUAGAAGCGAUGCGAAAGAUUAUGGAACGGCAACACUCACUCGUAGUCUUUCUAUUUUAACACUAACAUCCAUUCAUCCGUAGCCAUAAAUAGACCGAUUCCGAUGGUAACCUCGAGCUAAAAUCAACCUGUGUAUUACUACGUUUAUAGGCCAGCUAUUUGUAAAAUAAUGUAUUUCCUUUGUAUUUCGUAAAUUUUAGACCUAUAUUACAUAUAUAUCAUAGAAGGGGUCGCGGAUUUCGUAAUAGUCAGUUUAGAGAAUUUGAUGGACUUCAAACCAUCAAAGCCUUAAAAGUUAUAGGAUCAGGAUUACCAAUAUCAUUGACUAUUAAACUGCCUUAAGUCUUUUUAAAUGUUCGAAACUUAAAACCGAAACGGUUUCAAAAAAUUCAAGCAUAACAGACACGUUUUUGCUUCGUUUUAUUAACUUAGUUUGCAACUAAUCGUGCAUAUAAACGUAGAAUAUAUUCCAGGAGCCAAAGUAACGCAAUGAAAGUGUCAAAUUAAUGCUGUAAAUACUAUUUAGCCGAUUAAUGUUAGCUAACGUUUAAAAAUCCAUUUUAUUCAGACUUAUUAUGAUUACGUAAUGUUUGAAGACGAACUCGAUAUUAGUUUACGACGCACGGUGCGCAGUAGUUAGUAGCCGCAACUAAGGCGACGUCCUCUAUCUAACCAAGUGUCAAAUACUUAGCUAGAAGCCCACGAAGAACAUUUCAGGCAACUCCAGUGCUCAAGUGACUCCACGAUGUGCCAAAUACCCACUCGUACGUGCGAACCAAUGCCAUGCAAAUGGCAUCGAAAGUUUCGCAUCGUACGUGUGCUAGACAGACAUAUAUACCGUCUCAGACCCCAAGACCUCCCCCUAUCGCAUUUAUGCAAAGAAUGCAUUUAGUUAUAGUUGUAGAUAAUGUCGAACCGAAUUCCCCACACUUAAUUUAAGCAUUCCCAUGGAUAUGUUUUACGGCAUUCGCAUUUAAAAUAGGAUUUUCGAUAAUCUGUUCUAGUUAGUCGAUGCAUUUUUCAAGGCCCACAUUGCUCACUCGAGACGUCAAACGCUUCAAAAGAAAUCUCUUUUAUCCUUAUGUGCUUUGUAUAUAAUAGUAUACUUAAUUAAUAAAAGUAAUUACUUUAAAAAACGAUAUAUUGUUAGAACCAAAACUUUGUCAGUUUGAAAAACUUAGUUAUGCAUUUGAUUUAACUGAAUUUUAGAUUUUUAGAAUGCUAAUUCAUUUCCAAAUUUUAAAUAUUUAACUAUACCAUAUUUCAGCCAAUGGGGUUUAAAUUACCAGUGGAUUUCUUUAAAUUCAAGAUAAAUAAAAUCAAAUGAAAUUGUAAUUUUAAUUCAGGCAAAUAAUGCGAAAUAGUGAAACUAAGACUUUGUAAUAUACUUAUAUUCCGAAAUUACAACA